AUGACUGGCACUACAAAAUGGAUAAUUGAUUUUAGUAAUAUAUUACGAAACUGUAGGAAUUUUUAUAAUUCCAUUAAUUGGAAUCAUUAUAUGGUAUCUUUACGUAACAAUCUUUCCAGUGUAUGCAGUGACUUUCAAAAUAUUGCAUGCCCUAGAGGAUGUCAUAUCAGUAAUUUUAUUAAAACAUGCCAAGUACUUGGUCUAUAUUUGUAUAGUAUAGAAAAAAAAAUUAAUCAAAGCAUUAAUGAAAAAGAAGCUUGUAUAUAUUUCUUCUACAAACUAAAAAACCUAAUGAAUAGUCAAAAUACUAAUUGCAAAAUAACAAGUAAUUGUUAUAUGGAAAUGUUAAAAAAAAAUUCCAGGAAACCUAAUAGAAUGGAUAUUUCUAAUAUAUGUAUGAAAUUUUCUAGUGUUCAUAAUGAUUUUGAUAAUUAUACAUAUAAAAUAAUAAAAUAUAUGGAAGAACUAUAUGAUAAUUUUGAAAUAUUAAAAAGAUAUAAUAGUAAUAAAUCUAUUCAUGAGGCACGUAAUUCUGCUAGUCUGUGUAAUACGAAAUAUCAAGAGCUUUUUAGUAUGUUAAAAAUAAAGAAGAAUACUAGUUUUAUUGAUUAUUUAAAUAAUUAUAAAAGCGAAUAUGAUCAAAUUAUGAUAGAAAUAACUGAAUACGAAAAUAAAUCUAAAAAAAUAAUUCCCCCUACUAUAGAAUCAGUAACACAGAACCAAGAGCAAGAACAAGAUCAAAUUAAGAAAAAAAUACCGGAAUACAAAACUGAAUAUAGAAAUAUAAUAACACUCGAUAAAGUAAAAGCAGUCAUAAAAGCCCCACUUAAAGAAAGGGGAAAACAACAAACACUUCCAAUAACAAACAAAUCGUCAGACAUAAGUGCGGGGAUGGCUGUUUUUACUUGUACAUUGUUGGUACUAAUAUUCAUCCUCUAUAAGUACACUACUUAUGGGACAAUUUUGUAUCCAUAUGUAAAGAAGAUUAAAGAAAUGCUUAAAAAAAAAAAGAAUGAAUAUCACAAUUUAAUGGAUUCAUCUUACAUGAAGUACAAUAAUAUAAUUAACAAAAAAAAUAGAAUAACCUAUAGUGUAGUAGACUAUUACUAA
This is a messenger RNA of Plasmodium gonderi, 1110 nucleotides long. RefSeq names its product variable surface protein. The record is from RefSeq and is a predicted model, not a curated record. The transcript is spliced from 3 exons. Lineage: Eukaryota; Apicomplexa; Aconoidasida; Haemosporida; Plasmodiidae. Bases 1 to 1110 code for a protein of 369 amino acids.